AUGGUUGGCAUUGGAGAUGGCAAAGAAAGUAUGAUCGCUAGAGUGUCUAUUGUAAAUGACUGUGGUGUUUGUAUUUACGACAAAUAUGUAAAGCCGAUGGUAACUGUAAAAAAUUAUCGUACCCCUGUUAGUGGCAUUAGACCUCAUCACUUAAAAAAUGGCGAAGAUUUUGAAAUUGUGCAUAAAGAAGUAGGGGACAUUCUUAGAGGUAGAAUAUUAGUUGGACACGCACUCCACAACGACUUGUACGUUUUAUUCCUGUUUCAUCCAAAGCAUCUGCAACGGGACACGGCGAAAUACUUUCGUAAGCUUACCAAAGGUUCCACUCCAAGUUUAAAGAGACUAGCAACAGAAUUCCUCGACCUUGAUAUACAAAACGGAGAACAUAAUUCCAUCGAAGAUGCCAGGACAGCUAUGCAACU
Ceratosolen solmsi marchali is the source of this 422-nucleotide messenger RNA. RefSeq names its product RNA exonuclease 4-like. NCBI's taxonomy places the organism in Eukaryota, Metazoa, Arthropoda, Insecta, Hymenoptera, Agaonidae. The annotation marks the transcript as partial. The transcript has a single exon. The record is from RefSeq and is a predicted model, not a curated record. Gene Ontology annotation, cellular component: nucleus. Gene Ontology annotation, molecular function: nucleic acid binding; 3'-5' exonuclease activity. Gene Ontology annotation, biological process: rRNA processing.